Messenger RNA from Branchiostoma belcheri (Belcher's lancelet), 2837 nucleotides. RefSeq names its product G-protein coupled receptor 143-like. The transcript is spliced from 8 exons. The coding region runs from base 934 to 1953 and encodes 339 amino acids. Lineage: Eukaryota; Metazoa; Chordata; Leptocardii; Amphioxiformes; Branchiostomatidae. Gene Ontology annotation, biological process: G protein-coupled receptor signaling pathway. Gene Ontology annotation, molecular function: L-DOPA binding; dopamine binding; G protein-coupled receptor activity. The record is from RefSeq and is a predicted model, not a curated record. Gene Ontology annotation, cellular component: membrane.
UGGAAAAGCACACACACACACAGUCGGCCAAUUCUGCCUGCGGGUUUGAGUCAUGUGCUCCUGCUGGUCAGCUGAUGUCUGCAUCACAUGAUGCUCUAUUCCAGUUUAUGUUAUAAAUCAACGCUGCUCGUCCUAACUGUUUGUUGCUGUCACUCACUGAGCUUUUACUUUACGGUAUUCAAUUUCUUUCACCGCUGUUUCUAUUUCUGAAGAGAUCUUGAAGCAUAUCGGCGUCAAGUGAUAUAGAAACCGUGACCGACCCGGAAUCACCACCGCGAAACUGAAAGGUACUUUUGAGUUGCAGGUGCGACAGUGUAUGUCUUGAACGUAGUAGUUUGUCAUUCUUCACACGCACAGCAAUAGCAGCAGUUCACUGAGCCAGGACUCACUGAUGUCUCAUUUAAAUGUCUGUACAUAGUCUGUAAUUGCAAAUAGUACAACAAAGAGUUCUCCUGUGGACCAGUAUGAGAGACAUGAGUCUCUAGAGUGCUGUUGUGCAAGGAACGUGACAAGGCGCACCUGUCUGUGUUUUGGAACUAGUAUGGUGCAUUCAACAGUUCUUGUGCUUGUUUAUAGUGCAUACUGUGUUACAGUUUGUUGUAAAUAUUGAGUCAAGGUGAGGCCGUCAAAACUAUCUGAACAACGGUGUGAACAGUGAAAUUAUGUACAUAUAACACGGCACCUCACUAGCAAACCUCGACAAUAUUGCAAGCAAUCAAAACCUCCGGCUACCAGAUAAUUACGAGUCGCUAUUUGGGGAAAAUGUCCGGUCCGGUGGGUCUUCAACGGUAGAUAGGAAAAUUUGAUCCUCAUUGCCACGAAAGCCGAACCGCUGCAGUCAACGUAGAAAACUAAGGCAGAAUUCCAUGAGUGAAUAUAACACCCACGAAGAAAUAAGAAGCCAAGAACAUUCUGAUCAAGAACACGGUGAACAUGGCCUCGCUGCACGAGGAGUCGUUCUACUGCAUCCCGGAGACGAAGCUGACCCUGCCCGAGCGACCGGUGUACUGUGGCGUGGCCAUCGCCGCGGCCGUGCUCGGGCUCGGUGGGGCCGGCUGCCAGGUGGUGCGGUGGCGGAGUCGGCUUUCCCGGGCGGCACAGCGGCGGAGACCGUCCCCCAACCCCGUCAUCGUGUUCUGCCUCGCCCUGUCCGACUUCAUGGCGUGCAUAGGUGUGAUAGCCCGGGCUGUGGGUAUCCUCGUGUUUGACCCACCGCUGGAGGUGCGCCCUGGCGUCUACGUACCGACCCAGGGAAUCACCGCUAUAUAUGUGGGCAGUACUAUAGAGAUCGUCAACCUGUACUUCUACAGCGCCACGUACAUGUGGACACUGGUGUACGCUAUAGACAUCACCAUGCAGCUCAAAAACACCGACGUCCCGAUAUCGCUGUACCAUGUCCUGUGCUGGACAGCUCCGGCCGUGUUUGUGGGGUUGAGCAUGUUCAGUGUCUUCUUCGAGGUGCCCAAGGCGCCAGGGCAGGACAUACAGCAGUGUGCGGCAGGGUUCCACCUAGUCUUACAUUACAUCUUCUCCUACACACCCAUCGUCGCCGUCAUGCUGGCCAACCCUGCAAUAUACAUCACUGCUUCCAGAUUACUUGAGAUCACGGUACGGCCGAUGCUCGGCAGAUACACGCAGAGAGAGCGGCAGGUCAUCUCAGCCAUCAAAAUCAAGUUCCUGCUCAUUGUAGUCAUCUUCACCCUGUGCUGGCUGCCGAACGUUAUAGACGGGGUGAUUCAAAUCUCUCUCAUCAAAGAUGAUCACAUGGGGGACAGGUUCUUCGCCUUGUGGAUCAUCGAGGCUGCCCUGAACCCGCUCCAGGGCCUGCUGAACUGCCUGGCGUACGGUCCAGAAACCUUCCAGCAGUGGCUCAUGGGAAGGACUGGCUGGCUGCUCCGGAGUAGACAACCGGUCAACUUGGACACCAGGGAGGCCGACCCUCUACUGAGAUGAUAGAUCACUUGAACAGAGCGCUUGUUUUGCACCGUAUGUUUUACACGCGUAAAGAGUCAUGUGUGUCUUAGGCCAAAUCCGGUAACCCUUCCAAAAAGGGAUGUUCACUGUAUUUGUGUGUUGAGUUGGUGUACAGGGUAAUUAGAAGGUUAGAAACGGACUUCUUUGAUUGCUGGUGGUAUGUACCGUAGAUAUAUAUAGACAAAAAACAAGAUGCCGUUCUAUGAAGGACUAUCUAUAACAUCCGCAUCAAGGUCGCUCUGAUAAUUCGGGCCAAUCUGCCUUAUUCAGCUCUCUUCUCACCGACCCAGGCGAAAUGUAUCAACGCGUAACAACUCUGGAUAUCAGGCUAUUAAAACUGUUUUGUUUGAUUUCACUCACGGCCUGGUUUACAUUAGUGAUGAGGCCUGAGGGGUGGAAUUAUAACGGUGGUUGUAACAGUUGUAGACAUGGUAGAACAGUCCAUGGCGUGUCCUGGAUACUGAGAAACAACUCAGACCUCCCAAUGUCAAGGUGAUUGUGAAGCCUCGUUCUAAUCAGUUCUGGCUGUUGGCAAGUGAGCUCUCACCGGCUUCAACAACAUUGUGCGACCUCUUUCAGGGCACAUCUGGCCUUCCACUUUCUAUGGUAAAGGUAUUAGAAACAAGGGUAAGGUAUGGCAAUCUGUCAUCUUCAAGUUCUACCAAGGAGGUUUCAACUGAGACUAAGGAGAAGCAUGAUGCUUUCUUAAGUAGGUAGUAGCGUCUUCACUGCGGCUCGCGCUUUCAGCAAAACACACCGGGUUACUCUUCUCGAUAAGUGUGCUGGGUUCUUUUAGGUGCAGAGGCUAACGCCUGCAGCGUCUUACAAACACGGGGCCGCCGACUUAACAUCCCCAUCCGAAA